Molecule: messenger RNA, 2223 nt
Organism: Lathyrus sativus (Indian pea)
Lineage: Eukaryota; Viridiplantae; Streptophyta; Magnoliopsida; Fabales; Fabaceae
Source: the annotation of a GenBank genome assembly
AUGCGCAGCUUUUGGAGGAAAAGCCAUAACCAUACCCUGCAACACCUCAAAACAAUACGCGGCAACUAUAAUCUGAGACACUCACAUGAUUUCAGUUUUCAACUUCAACGUGCAAGCCAAAUAUCACCCAAACCCCUAAUCAUAGACAGAGACCCACACAUUGUGAAAUGUACCAAUUCAAUUUCUGCUCACAUGCGCAAUGGCCACUGCCAUUUGGCUCUCCGUGUCUUCAACGCCAUGCCUUACAGGAACUUGUUUUCCUGGAACUUAAUGCUUACUGGGUAUGUCAAAAACCGCAGACUCGGUGAUGCCCGCUACUUGUUUGAUUUAAUGCCUCAAAAGGAUGUUGUUUCAUGGAAUACCAUGUUGUCUGGUUAUGUCCGGAGUGGAUGUGUUGACGAGGCUAAAUUAGUUUUUGAUAUGAUGCCUGUUAAGGAUUCCAUCUCUUGGAAUGGGUUGCUUUCUGUGUAUGUUCAGAAUGGGAGACUUGAGGAGGCCCGUUGGUUGUUUGAGUCGAAGCGGGAUUGGGAAGUUAUUUCAUGGAAUUGUUUGAUGGGUGGGUAUGUGAAGAGGAAGAUGCUAGAUGAUGCUAGGCAGCUUUUUGAUCAUAUGCCUGUUAGGGAUAUAAUCUCUUGGAAUACCAUGAUUUCGGGUUAUGCGCGGGAUGGAGAUUUGUUGCAAACUAGGAGAUUGUUUGAGGAGUCUCCGGUACGGGAUGUUUUCACGUGGACAGCAAUGGUGUAUGCUUAUGUGCAGAAUGGAAUGUUGGAUGAAGCGAGAAGGAUUUUUGAUGAAAUGCCGGGAAAAAGAGAGAUGACUUACAAUGUGAUGAUUGUGGGUUACGUGCAAUGCAAGAAAAUGGAUAUGGCAAGGGAAUUGUUUGAGGCAAUGCCUUGUCGGAAUGUGGGGUCAUGGAAUAUCAUGAUCAGUGGCUAUGUUCAAAACGGCGAUAUUGCUCAAGCUAGGAAAGUAUUUGACAUGAUGCCUCAGCGUGAUUGUGUAUCUUGGGCAGCAAUUAUCGCUGGUUAUGCUCAGACUGGUUACUGUGAAGAAGCUAUGGACAUGCUUGUGGAGAUGAAACGGGAAGGAAAAAGUUUAAAUAGAUCUUCCUUUUGUUGUGCUCUGAGCACAAGUGCUGAUAUGGCUUCUUUGGUGUUAGGGAAACAAGUUCAUGGGCAGGUGGUGAAGACAGGGUAUGAUAAUGGGUGUUUGGUGGGAAAUGCACUUCUUGAAAUGUAUUGUAAAUGUGGCAGCAUAGGUGAAGCCUAUGAUGUGUUUGAAAGAAUACAGCAGAAAGAUAUCAUCUCUUGGAACACAAUGUUAGCUGGUUAUGCUAGGCAUGGAUUUGGCGGACAGGCUUUAUUGGUGUUUGAUUCAAUGAAGAUAGCAGGUUUUAAACCUGACGAAAUUACCAUGGUUGGUGUUCUUUCGGCUUGCAGUCAUACUGGCAUGACUGAUAGGGGAAUUGAAUAUUUUUAUGCAAUGAAUAAAGAUUAUGGUAUAACACCAAAUUUAAAACAUUAUAACUGCAUGAUUGAUCUUCUUGGUAGAGCUGGCCGCCUGGAUGAAGCACAUAACUUAAUGAAAAACAUGCCUUUUGAACCAGACGCUGCAACCUGGGGAGCUCUACUCGGUGCAAGCCGGAUUCAUGGCUAUACUGAACUGGGUGAGAAGGCUGCUGAGAUGCUUUUUAAUAUGGAACCCCAUAAUGCGGGAAUGUAUGUCCUUCUUUCAAAUUUAUAUGCAGGUUUAGGCAAAUGGGUUGAUGUUGGCAAGCUUAGAUUAAAAAUGAGACAACUUGGUAUUCAGAAAAUACCCGGGUAUAGUUGGGUUGAGGUACAAAAUAAGAUUCAUACAUUCACAGUUGGUGAUUGUUUGCACCCGGAAAAAGAUAGAAUCUACGCUUACUUAGAAGAGUUAGAUCUAAAACUGAAGCAUGAGGGGCAUGUUCCUUUGGUAAAAUUGGUUCUACACGAUGUGGAAGAGGAAGAGAAGAAGCGAAUGCUCAAGUAUCACAGUGAGAAAUUAGCUGUGGCAUUUGGAAUUUUGACCAUACCUGAUGGUAGACCGUUACGUGUCAUGAAAAACUUGCGCAUGUGUGAAGACUGUCAUAAUGCCAUCAAGCACAUAUCUAAAAUUGUUGGAAGAUUGAUAAUCUUAAGGGAUUCUCAUCGCUUUCAUUACUUCAGUGAGGGUAUUUGUUCUUGUGGAGAUUAUUGGUGA